AUGAUGAGAGGGAUUUCCAGUGGCUUUCAAGAUUUGACAUUUAUGGCCCAUUCUGAGAUGAGGUUUCAGUAUUUGAAUGCUCCAAUAGAGCAAAAUCUGAAAAGGCCUUGGCUUUCACCUCCAAUGGGAGAGGGAAGAUCAAUAAAGUGGAAAAAUGAUGUCACUGAGAAUGAAGAGACUGGGAGAAAAACUGGACAUAGAAAGCUAUGUGCCAGAGGCCAUUGGAGACCUCAUGAAGAUGCUAAACUCAAAGAACUUGUUUCUCAAUAUGGUCCUCAAAACUGGAAUCUCAUUGCAGAAAAGCUACAAGGAAGAUCAGGCAAGACUACUCAAGUUUUAGUUUUGAACUUAGAUCCAAGAUUAAACAGAAGGGGUUUUACUGAGGAAGAAGAGGAAAGGCUUUUAGCUGCACAUAGAAUGUAUGGUAACAAAUGGGCUAUGAUUGCUAGGAUUUUCCCUGGAAGGACUGACAAUGGAGUCAAGAAUCAUUGGCAUGUGAUAAUGGCAAGAAAAAAUAGAGAGCAAAAUAGUGUUUAUAGAAGAAGAAAACUCUCUUGUUCAAGGGUCCAAACAAAUGGAUUUUCUUUAAAUAACAUAGAAAAUAAGGCUUGCAUUGAGUCAAUCAAGACUAAUGACUAUAUUAUUGAUGAAUCUGCUGUCUCAACCUGCACUGAUCUUUCCCUCACUCCCUCUUCUGUUAAAAUGACUCAGUUUUUCAGCAGGUUUAGACCUGUCCAGCAUCACAAUCUAUUGGAAUCAAAGAUAGGUUUAACAGGAGAAGAAAACUUGCUGGUUCAUAGUAACGGUCAGUACUAUGGGAAUGAGCCAAUGGCUCAUGCUGCAGAAAUGGAUCAAUCAGGUUUAACAGGAGAAGAAAACUUGCUGGUUCAUAGUAACGGUCAGUACUAUGGGAAUGAGCCAAUGGCUCAUGCUGCAGAAGUGGAUCAAUCAGGUCACUCAGAUUCAAAUUCUGAAGUUACUGCGGCAUCUGAAUCAGUAGCCAACUACAGGGCCAAUCUCUACAUGUUUGGGGAAAAUGAGAAUGGAAAAUUUGAGACCAACAACAUUGCAUUCAUUGAUUUUCUUGGAGUAGGAGCCACUUGA
Fraxinus pennsylvanica is the source of this 1104-nucleotide messenger RNA. NCBI's taxonomy places the organism in Eukaryota, Viridiplantae, Streptophyta, Magnoliopsida, Lamiales, Oleaceae. The record is from the annotation of a GenBank genome assembly.